UGGUAAGCUUUGCGUUAGCGAUAUCGAACAUAUUGUAAGAAGACACGCGAACAUACAGGUGAAAUUCGUAUAGAAAUAUGCACUAUGUAGACCGGGACACGUGGCGGAACGGUACGAUAAAUACAGUGGGUUCCACCCGGACCAUAGUAGCGCGAACACCACCGCGUAGCAUGUAAACAAACGCGGGAAGCUUGAUCCUGAGUAUCACCAUCUGGCAGAAAAGUGCGGAUUAUCGGAUUAUGAGACAUGGCGGAUAUUUUGACACUUGUUUUUAGGACUUUUAUGUCACACUCCGGUUUAAAGAGGGACUUAACAGUUAGUCCUCCGACCUGCAGCACCUUGGUGGUCGGAGACCACAGCAUCAGCCGCUCCGUGUUGCUGCUGGCGGCCGUGACAGCUGCCGCGGAGAUGGGCAUAAAAGUGAUGUUCUUCACCCAGACUCAGAUUCAGAGCCUUCCGGUGUCUCUGCAGAGAUGUGUUCCCAACCUGAGCCCUGAAAGUCUUAAGAAAAUCAAGUUUUCCUAUCCCAGGACAGUGGAGGAGCUCCUCCAGCAGGUGGCCAGCCUUCACGAGCCUACCAACACAUCCCCCACACCUCCUUCACUCAUCAUAGUCGACAGACUGGAGAGCUUCCUGAGUGGUCCUGGGGGUGGCAGCCAAAGUGGAUUUCACCCCAUGGAGCAGUCCUGUGCCGCACACCUUGCCGCGCUGCUGUGCGACACUGCUGCUUUUCUCACGCAAGUCCUGGAGCAGCGGGGGUCGAGCUCAGCCCCCUGCCGCAUCAUUGCCUCUUUCCUGUCGGAGGUAAACAUCGGGCACACUGGUGGGGAUCCCUCUGCGACCGAUCCUAUCCUUGAUGUACUCAACCGCUAUUUCCAGGUACGCUGUACUCUGGACCAGGACAGAGGCUAUCAAGCUGCAGCAGCUGCACCACAGGAAGUGUGGCACGUUUACUUUUCUGGGAGAGGAAUCACGGACUCCUCUUUCACCAAAGACUGUGGUAACAGUUCAGGUGUAGCCCAAGAGUGGCAGCUCUUCAUUUUUCCUGAUGGUUUCAUGGAGUUUAAGUUGGCUUAAUGAGAAUUUUGUGUAGAGACAGCUGUCACAUCUCCA
This is a messenger RNA of Archocentrus centrarchus (flier cichlid), 1113 nucleotides long. RefSeq names its product SWIM-type zinc finger 7 associated protein 1 (gene swsap1). Gene Ontology annotation, molecular function: single-stranded DNA binding. The record is from RefSeq and is a predicted model, not a curated record. The transcript is spliced from 2 exons. Gene Ontology annotation, cellular component: Shu complex. Gene Ontology annotation, biological process: double-strand break repair via homologous recombination. Lineage: Eukaryota; Metazoa; Chordata; Actinopteri; Cichliformes; Cichlidae. The coding region runs from base 247 to 1077 and encodes 276 amino acids.